GAGUAACGCCCGGCGCGGACUUCGCUCCAAAAAUUUCGAUUGAGUCAAGACGCUGGGUAGAUUUUCACCAAUUGAGCCUGCUCAACACACCGUACGGACUUGAGGAUUGCCGGUUCUGGUCAGAGGGCUCUCGGGUUCUCGUUGACGAUCAGAAAAAUGGCCUCCCGCGCUCUUUCUCAGGCCACAUCGGCAUCCUACCGAACCAUCGCCGCAGCUGCUCUGUCAUCAACACCCCAAAUCUCCGCGAGAUGGAGUUCGAGCAGCAGCGCAAUCUCAGCCAUUGCCUAUAAGGCUCUGCGCCGUCGCUCAGCUCCUCUCCCUGUCAGUGAUGCGCCAUCAUCAUGGUCAGCUCAAGCUGCCGUGUCAAACAUCCUCUACGAAACCCCGACACCUUCCACUGCCCCACCCAAGCGCCACGUCCUCAACUGCUUGGUCCAGAACGAGCCUGGUGUGCUUUCUCGAGUCUCUGGUAUUCUUGCAGCUCGCGGCUUCAACAUUGACUCUUUGGUCGUCUGCAAUACCGAGGUUGAUGACUUGUCCCGGAUGACCAUCGUGCUCACCGGCCAGGACGGCGUCGUCGAGCAAGCCCGAAGACAAUUGGAGGAUCUGGUGCCUGUGUGGGCUGUGCUGGACUACACAAAUGCUGCUCUUGUGCAGCGAGAACUUCUGCUUGCCAAGAUCAACAUUCUCGGACCUGAAUACUUCGAGGAGCUACUAGCGCACCAUCGUGAGAUCACCGCUGUUGAGGAGACCGAGGGUGGCCACGAGGGGUCGGACCGCACCCUAGGAGAUAUUGCUGAGGACUUCCAUCCGAGCAAGCUUGUUGCAAGCCAAGCGCUUCGGCACAAGCAUGAGCAUCUGAAGUCUCUUACCUUCUUUGCUCACCAGUUCGGUGGCAAGAUGCUGGAUAUCAGCACCAACAGCUGUAUUGUUGAGAUAUCUGCGAAACCCGUUAGAAUCGACUCGUUCCUGAAGCUCAUUUCUCCUUUUGGCAUCUUGGAAUCGACGCGGACUGGUCUGAUGGCAUUGCCCCGCUCUCCGUUGUACGGGCCUGGAGAUGAGGAUACCCACGUGAAGGAAGCUGACGAGGUGGUCGACGCCAGCCAGUUGCCUCCCGGUUAGACGUGGUGUUUCCCUCAAUCUUUGGCGUUGGCGGCCGGUUUGGGCAAAAUUUGUUUGUAAACACCACAUCUAGUGCAAACUACAUCACUUUGGCAUGGAGUAGCUGCACUUCAAAGAUUGCGCACAUUGGGAUAAUAGCAAUCGUGAUGAGAUAAACGUAAUUUUCAUUUUGCAUUCAUCGCAACAUGAAUUGACAAAUUUUAAACUAAGAUUAGUCCAG
Molecule: messenger RNA, 1342 nt
Organism: Pseudomassariella vexata
Lineage: Eukaryota; Fungi; Ascomycota; Sordariomycetes; Amphisphaeriales; Pseudomassariaceae
Exons: 2
Coding region: 157-1122 (321 amino acids)
Biological process (GO): branched-chain amino acid biosynthetic process
Cellular component (GO): mitochondrial nucleoid; acetolactate synthase complex
Molecular function (GO): acetolactate synthase regulator activity
Source: RefSeq, a predicted model, not a curated record